ACUUAUAAAAAAAAAUGUCAUUUUACGAAGCUCAAGUUGCGGAUAUUUUGAGAUGUAACCAAAGAGACGAGAAUUUCGUGAACGAGGUAGAAACUAGAAUACAUUCAUUAUUGAGACAAUAUAACACCCGAAUUUACCACAGACUACGGGAAUCUGUUUCAUUAUUUGUGAAUGCUUGGUACUACGUUUUAACAUCUUUCAGCAAUAUCCAGACAUUGGGAGAGGAAUACACUGGAAUAAUUAGAAUUUCACAUAAUGCCAUUCCAUCGCGAGCUUGUCAGGCAGUAUGGCUGGCUCUAUAUAUUGGUGGUGAACCAAUGCUGGACAGAUUCAUAAUCAUCUCAGAAAAAAAAAUAAAAAAUUCAUCCAGUCUAACUCAAGAUGCCAAAGACAAAUUAUUGCAGUUACUGCAGUUUAUAAGAGACCAAAAGCAGCCAUUGAAACGACUGCACCAUUCUUUAUUUUACAUUGAUAAGAAAUACUACAGUGUUCCAAAUAGACUGACCAGCAUAAGAUAUGCAUUGCUGCGUCAGUGGAUGCACGAUGACACAUUCUCAGGAAGCUUUAACAUAUUGGGUCGAUUAACAAUAUUUUAUACAUUGUUUACCAUUUUUCAAAACUUAUUUAAUGCAUUUUCAACUGACAGAAGUGAAAGCACCAAAGCCAAUACAUCAACUCUGUCGACAAAAGGCUGCAUUGUCUGCUCAGAAAAUAUUGAGAACCCUACAGCGACACCUUGUGGUCACAUAUUUUGUUGGAACUGCAUCCAUAAUAGUCUAAGCUAUCAGAAAAUCUGCCCUUUGUGUAGAGAAGCAGUGAUUCCAAACAGGGUUGUAUAUUUGCAGAAUUAUAUAUAAAAAGAGAACUUCUGG
Cylas formicarius (sweet potato weevil) is the source of this 872-nucleotide messenger RNA. Its product is annotated as peroxisome assembly protein 10-A-like. Gene Ontology annotation, biological process: protein import into peroxisome matrix. NCBI's taxonomy places the organism in Eukaryota, Metazoa, Arthropoda, Insecta, Coleoptera, Brentidae. The record is from RefSeq and is a predicted model, not a curated record. The transcript has 3 exons. Gene Ontology annotation, molecular function: zinc ion binding. The coding region runs from base 15 to 857 and encodes 280 amino acids. Gene Ontology annotation, cellular component: peroxisomal membrane.